Molecule: messenger RNA, 231 nt
Organism: Penicillium waksmanii
Lineage: Eukaryota; Fungi; Ascomycota; Eurotiomycetes; Eurotiales; Aspergillaceae
Product: BTB/POZ domain protein
Exons: 1
Coding region: 1-231 (76 amino acids)
Source: RefSeq, a predicted model, not a curated record
AUGCUUGACAGGGAAUGGCGACCCUUCGUCGAUAAAAGGAUGAGGCUUGGGAGGCUAUCGGCAGAUUUCCUUUGCCGAGUUGUCGAGAAGAAGAGCUUCGAUGCUUCUGAUGAAGAAGACGAAGGGGAAGUGAUCGCCGAGAUGGAAAAGUUCGAGGAUCUAGAAAACAAGAUCGAUGGUCUGGAAUAUACGUUCAAGGAUCUGGAACAUACGAUCAAAAGUCAGAUAUAG